AUGUUUAAAGCUCAGCAAAUUAAAUCUAAAUUGAAUAUUUUCUUUAUCAUGAUAGAAUAGUCCAAAUAGAAACGAUCUUACACCAAAAUACCUCCAAGUAAAAAGAGAGCUUUGAUUCAUAAGGUUUUUCAAAAUGGAUUGCAAAUUAAGCAAGUAUGCAUGAGUAUGAAAAUUAAGGCAGCUUAGUAAUUAUAACUGAAGUAUGCUACGGCUAAAACAAUAAUCCUUCUUUACAGAAUCAAAGUGGUGCGGAAAAAACUUAUAUUCUCAUCAAAUAAACGUUGUUUAAUUCUUCCUUUAGACAAUAAGAAAAAUAAUGUUAUGAUUGUCUCUUUGAUUGCUGGAAAACUAUAAAAUUAGAAAUGA
This is a messenger RNA of Paramecium octaurelia, 366 nucleotides long. The record is from the annotation of a GenBank genome assembly. NCBI's taxonomy places the organism in Eukaryota, Ciliophora, Oligohymenophorea, Peniculida, Parameciidae.